ACCCGCUCCGCACCGCGGGCCUGCCCUCAGGCCCCCGCGGACUCAGCGCCGCAGCCCAGAGGCUCGCGCCCUCCGGUCGCUCCGGGGCCCGCCCGCCGCGUCCCCUGGGCAACCGUCUCCAGGGAGACCGGGCCCCGCCCCCGGCACCGACACCCGACAGAUAAGGAGCUCAGAGUCAGGCAAGGGCGGAAUGACUCUCAUUGAUCCCAAAGCAUCUUUAACCUGCCUGGCAGAGGGACCUUUGCUGCUGGUCUUUCUGGGACCAUUCCAGAGAGGACGAUUGGUAUCCGAGAAUUAAAAGAGCAGGAUGCCCCCCGGGGUUGACUGCCCCAUGGAAUUCUGGACCAAGGAGGAGAAUCAGAGCGUGGUCGUUGAUUUCUUGCUGCCCACGGGGGUCUAUCUGAACUUCCCUGUGUCCCGAAAUGCCAACCUCAGCACCAUCAAGAAGGCGUUGUGGCGCCGAGCCCAGUAUGAGCCGCUCUUCCACAUGCUCAGCGACCCCGAGGCCUACGUGUUCACCUGCGUCAACCAGACCGCGGAGCAGCAAGAGCUGGAGGACGAGCAGCGGCGGCUGUGCGACAUCCAGCCCUUCCUGCCCGUCCUGCGCCUCGUGGCCCGCGAGGGUGACCGGGUGAAGAAGCUCAUCAACUCGCAGAUCAGCUUGCUCAUCGGCAAAGGCCUCCACGAGUUUGACUCUUUGCAAGACCCAGAGGUGAAUGACUUCCGAGCCAAGAUGCGCCAGUUCUGCGAGGAGGCGGCGGCGCACCGACAGCAGCUGGGCUGGGAGGCCUGGCUGCAGUACAGCUUCCCCCUGCAGCUGGAGCCCUCCGCGCGGAGCUGGGGGCCGGGCACCCUGCGCGUCCCCAGCCGGGCCCUGCUCGUCAACGUCAAGUUCGAGGGCAGCGAGGAGAGCUUCACCUUCCAGGUGUCCACCAAGGAUGUGCCCCUGGCGCUGAUGGCCUGCGCGCUCCGGAAGAAGGCCACGGUGUUCCGGCAGCCGCUGGUGGAGCAGCCCGAGGACUACACACUGCAGGUGAACGGGAAGCACGAGUACCUGUACGGCAGCUACCCCCUCUGCCAGUUCCAGUACAUCUGCAGCUGCCUGCACAGCGGGCUGACCCCCCACCUGACCAUGGUGCACUCCUCUUCCAUCCUCGCCAUGCGGGACGAGCAGAGCAACCCCGCCCCCCAAGUCCAAAAGCCCCGCGCCAAACCGCCCCCCAUUCCUCUGAAGAAGCCCACCUCGGUGUCCCUGUGGUCCCUGGAGCAGCCUUUCUGUAUCGAGCUGAUCCAGGGCAGCAAAGUGAAUGCUGAUGAGCGGAUGAAGCUGGUGGUGCAGGCCGGCCUCUUCCACGGCAACGAGACGCUGUGCAAGACGGUGUCCAGCUCGGAGGUGAGCGUGUGCUCGGAGCCUGUGUGGAAGCAGCGGCUGGAGUUCGACAUCAACAUCUGCGACCUACCGCGCAUGGCCCGCCUCUGCUUCGCGCUCUACGCCGUGAUCGAGAAGGCCAAGAAGGCGCGCUCCACCAAGAAGAAGUCCAAGAAGGCGGACUGCCCCAUCGCCUGGGCCAACCUCAUGCUGUUUGAUUACAAGGACCAGCUCAAGACCGGCGAGCGCUGCCUCUACAUGUGGCCCUCCGUCCCAGACGAGAAAGGGGAGCUACUGAACCCCUGUGGGACCGUGCAGAGCAACCCCAACACUGAGAGCGCGGCCGCCCUGGUCAUCUUUCUCCCUGAGGCGGCCCCCCACCCCGUAUACUACCCCGCCCUGGACAAGAUCCUAGAGCUGGGGCGGCAUGGGGAGCACGGGCGCUUCACGGAGGAGGAGCAGCUGCAGCUGCGGGAGGUCCUGGAGCGCCGGGCGUCUGGGGAGCUGUACGAGCACGAGAAGGACCUGGUGUGGAAGAUGCGGCACGAGGUCCAGGAGCACUUCCCCGAGGCGCUGGCCCGGUUGCUGCUGGUCACCAAGUGGAACAAGCACGAGGACGUGGCCCAGAUGCUCUACCUGCUGUGCUCCUGGCCCGAGCUGCCCGUCCUGAGCGCCCUGGAGCUGCUGGACUUCAGCUUCCCCGACCGCCACGUGGGCUCCUUUGCCAUCAAGUCCCUGCGGAAACUGACGGACGACGAGCUUUUCCAGUACCUGCUGCAGCUGGUGCAGGUGCUCAAGUACGAGUCCUACCUCGACUGCGAGCUGACCAAAUUCCUGCUGGACCGGGCCCUGGCCAAUCGCAAGAUCGGCCACUUCCUCUUCUGGCACCUGCGCUCCGAGAUGCACGUACCCUCGGUGGCCCUGCGCUUCGGCCUCAUCAUGGAGGCGUACUGCAGGGGCAGCACCCAUCACAUGAAGGUGCUGAUGAAGCAGGGGGAAGCGCUGAGCAAGCUGAAGGCCCUGAACGACGUCGUCAAAGUGAGCUCGCAGAAGACCACCAAGCCCCAGACCAAGGAGAUGAUGCACCUGUACAUGCGCCAGGAGACCUACCUGGAGGCCCUCUCCCACCUGCAGUCCCCGCUCGACCCCUGCACCCUGCUGGCUGAAGUCUGCGUGGAGCAGUGCACCUUCAUGGACUCCAAGAUGAAGCCCCUUUGGGUCGUGUACAGCAAUGAGGAGGCGGGCAGCGAUGGCACCGUGGGCAUCAUCUUUAAGAACGGGGACGACCUCCGCCAGGACAUGCUGACCCUGCAGAUGAUCCAGCUGAUGGACGUUCUGUGGAAGCAGGAGGGCUUGGACCUGAGGAUGACCCCUUACGGCUGCCUCUCCACUGGGGACCACACAGGCCUCAUCGAGGUGGUGCUUCACUCAGACACCAUUGCCAACAUCCAGCUGAACAAGAGCAACAUGGCGGCCACGGCUGCCUUCAACAAGGAUGCUCUGCUCAACUGGCUCAAGUCCAAGAACCCUGGGGACGCCCUGGAUCGAGCCAUUGAGGAAUUCACCCUCUCCUGCGCUGGCUACUGUGUGGCCACGUACGUGCUGGGCAUCGGUGACCGGCACAGCGACAACAUCAUGAUCCGAGAGAACGGGCAGCUGUUCCACAUUGAUUUCGGCCACUUUCUGGGGAAUUUCAAGACCAAGUUUGGAAUCAACCGUGAGCGCGUCCCGUUCAUCCUCACCUAUGACUUUGUCCACGUGAUCCAGCAGGGGAAGACGAAUAAUAGUGAGAAAUUUGAAAGGUUCCGGGGCUACUGUGAAAGGGCCUACACCAUCCUGCGGCGCCACGGGCUGCUCUUUCUCCACCUCUUUGCCUUGAUGCGGGCGGCAGGCCUGCCUGAGCUCAGCUGCUCCAAAGACAUCCAGUACCUCAAGGAUUCUCUGGCAUUGGGGAAGACGGAGGAGGAGGCUCUAAAGCACUUCCGGGUGAAGUUUAACGAAGCCCUCCGGGAGAGCUGGAAAACCAAAGUGAACUGGCUGGCCCACAACGUGUCCAAAGAUAACAGGCAAUAGCAGCCCGUCCGAGCCCUGGGCCUGAAGACAACCGAGCUGUCAGUCUUGGGAGCCGGGCACCCUCGGCCACCCUCCAGGGCCUGAAAGGCUGGACGGCAUCCUUGGGAAGGAACCUACACGACUGCCUUUUGUUUACACUGGUUAAUUUAUUUAUGACUUGAAACGUUUCGGGAACUAAACAGCCAUACAUGGAAAUGCACCCGAAUGUGGGGAGGGGCGCCGUCCUCCCGCUUCCCCAUCCGAGCCCUGGGCUUUGAUGGGAAGACACUGUGAACCUGGCACCUCGAGGCCACAUCUCGCCGAGGAUCUGUGACCUCGAGUCUUCCAGCUGCUGGGUCUGGAGCCGGCAGAGACGAUUCUCCCGUGCGGGAGCUGCCUCCUCCCCCGGCUCCCACCGUGCUGCACCGGUCUUGGUGCCUGGCAGUGACCCGGUGCCUGCUGUCCAGACAGGGCACCCACGCCUGUUCACCCCCUCCACCUGCGUGCCCUCCGUUGACUGAGUUCUGGGCAGCCCCCAGAGGAGGCCUGGGUACCCUCUAGAUUCAGGGAUGAUUGCUUUCCACUUUUAAAGCGACUCCUGGGUACGGGAAUUCUCCCAUCUCUGCUGUAAAGUGAUUCUGUUUGCGGGUGAGAAAAAAAAUAGCCAAACGACUUCAGUGAACCUCUAUGGCUCGGGAGAAAGGCCCCAGCGCCCAUCACGUAUGGCGCACGCUGGUCCUCAAGACACAUUAAAAAGGUCUGAGCUUGCUUCAGCUCAUCCUGGUCGUGGAUCAAGACGCAAGCAGGUGUGAGUGCUUUGUGCAGUUGUAUGUAACCUCCCUCCUCCUAAAGCAGGUUUUAGGUCAUGAAGGACCUGACAUCCUCUCCACAACGCUCACCUUUGAGAACCUGCUCCCAGUACCCAGGCAGCAGAAGCGUGAGAGUUAGGGGUGUGGUGGCAUCUUUUCCUCCGACGGUACUCGGCUUGAAAUGAUUCAGGCCCAGCCUUAGGUGCAUCUGAGGAGCUCGAGAAAUGCAGGUUCCCAGGCCUCCCUCAGCCUUCUGGAGCCAACUGUAGAGAUGGGGCUAAGAAUCCGGGCUUCUGGAAGCCCACAGGUGAGCUUCGUGUAUUAGCAGUCGACUCGGGACCCACAGGGGUGACACCCCACUUACCUCUCAAAAGGCUUUGCACAGCUCAGCAGAGCCAGAAGUAGCUGCCCUCUCAGCAGCCCAGGUACACGGCUUCCAGAAGAGUCCAGGUGCCAACUCUGCUUCUCGGUUCACGAGAGGUGGCCGAGAGGCACUGCCCACAGCAAUCCAUGCCACCCACAGAGCCCCACUGACCAGACUCUGGUUCCCAACUAAGUGCUGAAUUCAUCAGACCCACCCACAAGCCACCCACCCGUGUGGAAAUAGGAAAAGCCGAGUGUAUGUCUACUUGUUAUUUAUUUGAACGAGUCUGUGCUUCCUGGUGUGGGCAGCACACUGCAUAUACACAGCAAUAGCUGGUUGGGUGCAUGGCCUGUGUGCCUGAUGAGAAGAGUAUUUUCUAU
Kogia breviceps (pygmy sperm whale) is the source of this 4974-nucleotide messenger RNA. It is a transcript of the gene PIK3CD, whose product is annotated as phosphatidylinositol-4,5-bisphosphate 3-kinase catalytic subunit delta. NCBI's taxonomy places the organism in Eukaryota, Metazoa, Chordata, Mammalia, Artiodactyla, Physeteridae. Gene Ontology annotation, cellular component: plasma membrane; cytoplasm; phosphatidylinositol 3-kinase complex. The record is from RefSeq and is a predicted model, not a curated record. Gene Ontology annotation, molecular function: 1-phosphatidylinositol-4-phosphate 3-kinase activity; 1-phosphatidylinositol-3-kinase activity. Gene Ontology annotation, biological process: phosphatidylinositol 3-kinase/protein kinase B signal transduction; cell migration; phosphatidylinositol-mediated signaling.